AUGGCUAUGGUCUCUCUAUUCUCUUCAUUGGAAUAUGCAAUUUCUGUUGCUAGAGACAUAUGGUUUCAUAAAGUGAAUGUUAGGUGUUGGUUGGAGGCUAUAUCAGGACACUCUUGUUUCAACCAAUACUUGGAUACGGCUAACGAAUCUAUCAUGCAGGGAUCAAUGUAUGAGAAGAAAUUUGGAUAUAUUUUUAUGAUAUAUGCAUUUGGGAAGAGCUCUAAAGACAUACUCGCUGAAUUAAAGAUGCGCUUUACAAACAAGCAUGCGAUUGAGUUGGAUAUUGCAUCACAUGAGGAAAUAAAAUUUAUAGAAUUACCCAUUACAGAGAUCCUUUCAGAGAAAUCUGCCCAAACUAUCAACAAGGGAGAUGUGUUAGCUGAAUAUUCAGGCGAAAUAGUUAAUGACAGUCUAGAUGUGGCAAAGACUGAUUUAGAAGACAAUUUAGAUGAUAUCUCCUCUGUUGGAAUUGACAUCUCUAUGUAG
Arachis ipaensis is the source of this 486-nucleotide messenger RNA. Its product is annotated as uric acid degradation bifunctional protein TTL-like. Gene Ontology annotation, biological process: urate catabolic process. Gene Ontology annotation, molecular function: 2-oxo-4-hydroxy-4-carboxy-5-ureidoimidazoline decarboxylase activity. Gene Ontology annotation, cellular component: peroxisome. The record is from RefSeq and is a predicted model, not a curated record. NCBI's taxonomy places the organism in Eukaryota, Viridiplantae, Streptophyta, Magnoliopsida, Fabales, Fabaceae.